AAAGAGUCAACGAGUCUACUCAACUAAAAUUAGCUCUAUAUAACCAAGGCAAAGCAACCAAACAGGUCUUCACCCUCUUCCCCGCUCCUCCAGCAAAAGCUUUUGUUUACAGAUUAAUGGCAGAACAUCCUUUCAGUCAGUCUUCGACUGUCAUCGAUCAUCUCAGUAGAGGUUACGAGCGUCUAACCCAGCUCCUCGCCCUCAUCUCCUCUUCACCGGCUAAUCCAAGCACCACGGCUCCGGCCAUGGUGCUCGUCGAUAAGGCUAUGUGCUGCAUCGCCGCCGCCCUCUCCGAGCUCCAAACCUCCUCACCCCGCAGCGUCGACUCUCCCACCGCAGCUGAAGACCAUAGGAAUGGUACCGAUUCUAAGAAAAGUAGGUGUAAGAAGAACGUUCAGUCAUGGACGAUUGUUACUUCAGUGCCUCAUUUUGAUGGCCAUCAAUGGCGCAAGUAUGGGCAGAAGCGCAUUCACAGCUCAGAGUUUCCUAGAAGCUACUACAAGUGCACUCACAGCAAAGACCAAGGCUGCAAAGCAACAAAGACCAUUCAACAAAAGGAAGACAAAAUCUCCAAUAAUCCUCCAAAGUACGUGGUCAGCUACAGCGUGCAUCACACCUGCAAAGCAAUAGAGACUCACGAAAUCCCCAUUGUCAUGGAUUCCUUAGCCAUAACAAAUGAGCAUUCUACUUCCAGUAGCCAAGCAGCAUCACCUGAUCUGUCUUCACCAGUAUUGCCUAAACCAGUAGCAGACAUCGAGCAGGUGAGUCCAAUAAUGGACUACACUGAACCUGAUCAUGGUGAGGCCAACUGGUUCGAGGGCUCGGGCCUCUUGUCGCCUUUUGCAGAUUCUGAUAUUGAUUGGGAGCGGCUCAUGAGCUAGCUGUGUGUGGUACCAGCGGGUUAGUAAGGGAAGGUGAGUUUAUAUUUAUGUGCAGGGGCUUAAGGGUUUGUUUAGGACGGUUUUCUUACAGCUUAAAACAGCUUUAUAGUACAAAAAUUUAUUUUUUUAUCUAAAAAAUUAGUUAAAAAAGCAAUAAAAAAGCUGUCCCAAA
Molecule: messenger RNA, 1053 nt
Organism: Dendrobium catenatum
Lineage: Eukaryota; Viridiplantae; Streptophyta; Magnoliopsida; Asparagales; Orchidaceae
Product: probable WRKY transcription factor 3
Exons: 3
Coding region: 117-881 (254 amino acids)
Biological process (GO): regulation of DNA-templated transcription
Molecular function (GO): DNA-binding transcription factor activity; sequence-specific DNA binding
Source: RefSeq, a predicted model, not a curated record